CGGAGGGGGAGGAUGGCGGCGUGACGUAGCGUUCCCGGAAGCAGGCCGGAGCGGAGGCGGGGGCUUGAAGCCAGGCGGAGCCAUGUCGCUUCUCCAGUCCGCCCUGGACUUUCUGGCGGGCCCCGGCACCCUGGGGGCCGCCAGCCGCGAUCAGAACGACUUCGUGGGGCAGACGGUGGAGAUGGGAGAGAUGAAGCUGCGCAUCAAGCGGGUCAUCGCGGAGGGUGGUUUUGCAUUUGUCUAUGAAGCUCAGGAUCUUGGAAGUGGCAAAGAUUAUGCCUUAAAGCGUUUGUUGUCCAACGAGGAAGAAAAGAACAAAGCUAUCAUUCAGGAAGUUUGUUUUAUGAAAAAGCUUUCAGGUCACCCCAACAUUGUCCAGUUCUGCUCUGCUGCAUCUAUAGGGAAAGAAGAAUCAGACACAGGACAAGGAGAGUUCCUUCUGCUUACAGAACUGUGUAAAGGACAACUGGUGGAAUACUUAAAGAAAGUGGAACCCAAAGGGCCGAUCUCCUGUGACACAGUUCUGAAGAUCUUUUACCAGACCUGUCGAGCUGUGCAGCAUAUGCAUAAACAGAAGCCACCUAUUAUACAUAGAGAUUUGAAGGUGGAGAACUUGCUUAUUAGUAACCAAGGGACAAUAAAACUUUGUGACUUUGGUAGUGCUACAACAGUAUCUUACUAUCCUGACUACAGCUGGUCUGCACAAAAGAGAGCACUGGUUGAAGAAGAGAUCACCAGGAAUACAACGCCAAUGUACAGGACACCAGAGAUGAUAGAUUUAUAUUCAAAUUUUCCAAUCAGUGAAAAGCAGGACAUUUGGGCUUUGGGCUGUAUCCUGUAUCUGCUGUGCUUUAGGCAACAUCCCUUUGAGGAUGGAGCUAAACUUCGCAUAGUCAAUGGAAAAUAUGCCAUUCCACAGAACGACACUCGCUACUCUGUGUUUCAUGAUCUCAUCCGCUCCACUUUGAAGGUGAACCCAGAGGAGAGGCUGUCAAUCACAGAACUUGUGAAUCAACUGCAGGAGAUUGCAGCAGCUAGGAAUGUGAAUCCUAAAUCCCCCAUCACAGAGCUUUUGGAACAAAAUGGAGGCUAUGGAAACAAUGCUCAGCCUCGAAUAUCCGUGACCUCUGUUUCACAGAGCCCCAAGCCUGCAGGACAGCUCAAUAAUAUUUACAAUGCAGGCCUGACCGUUGCAGAAUGUGACCAGACUUAUGGAGGGUUCUUUGAUAUUCUGAGAGGUGGAACGGAGCGAUUUUUCACUAAUAUUAAGGAUACAUCCUCUAAAGUUAUCCAGUCCGUGGCCAAUUAUGCGAAAGGAGACUUGGAUAUAUCAUACAUCACUUCAAGAAUUGCAGUGAUGUCCUUUCCAGCUGAAGGUGUAGAAUCUGCCAUCAAAAAUAACAUAGAAGAUGUACGAUUAUGUCUGGACUCCAAACAUCCUGGGCACUAUGCUGUGUAUAAUAUUUCUACAAGGACAUACAGACCUUCACGGUUCCAUAAUAGGGUUUCUGAAUGUGGCUGGCCAGCAAGACGAGCACCAAAUCUUCAGAAUCUUUAUAGUAUAUGCAAGAACAUGCAUUUAUGGCUGAAACAGGACCAGAAAAAUGUUUGCAUUGUGCACUGCCUAGAUGGAAGAGCAGCAUCUGCUGUUGUAGUUUGUUCUUUUCUGUGUUUCUGUCGUCUCUUCACUACUGCUGAGGCUGCAGUUUAUAUGUUCAGUAUGAAACGCUGUCCUCCUGGCAUAUGGCCUUCUCAUAAAAGAUACAUUGAAUACAUGUGCGACAUGAUGGCUGAAGAGCCCAUUAUUCCUCACAGCAAGCCAAUCCUGAUCAGAUCCAUCAUCAUGACACCAGUUCCUCUUUUCAGCAAGCAGCGUAAUGGCUGCAGGCCUUUUUGUGAAGUUUAUAUAGGGGAUGAGAGAGUAACCACUACCUCCCAAGAAUAUGACAAAAUGAAGGAGUUUAAAAUUGAAGAUGGGAAAGCAGUAAUUCCAUUGGGUAUAACAGUUCAAGGAGAUGUUCUCAUUGCCAUCUAUCAUGCCAGGUCAACACUAGGAGGCCGACUACAAGCCAAGAUGGCUUCUAUGAAGAUGUUUCAGAUUCAGUUCCACACAGGUUUUGUACCUCGAAAUGCCACCACAGUGAAAUUUGCAAAAUAUGAUCUGGAUGCCUGCGACAUUCAAGAAAAAUAUCCUGAUUUAUUUCAAGUCAAUCUGGAGGUGGAGGUGGGGCCCAGAGAUAGGCCUAGCUCUGUGCAGCUGCCAUGGGAUAACAUGAAUAUAAAGGGACUGAAUCCCAAGAUCCUUUUCUCCACUCGUGAGGAACAGCAGGAAGUUUUAUCAAAGUUUGGGAAACCGGAGCUACCAAGGCAGCCAGGUUCAACUGCACAGUAUGAAGCAGAAGCAUCCCAACUGGAUCUGUCCUCAGAAAGUGCCCUGACUGAGACAGAAUCCCCUCACAGCAGUGGUACAGAUGGAAAUAACUUCUUUCAUUCUCUGGAUUGGAAAGACGGAAAAAGUCCAGAAAGUGGAGUAGAUGAUAACUCAUCUAAAAAUGAUCAUGUUCAACUGUCUGAUGAGAGAGAAGAGAGUGAUCCUUCAGAUGAGGAGUUCCCUGCGUUUCCAGGUGAAGAAAGGGCAGUAACUCUUGAUGAGAGAGACUCUGUUACCCCAGAAGGAGAGAUGCUUCUUGAAGCUGGUUUUGAAGCUCCACCUACAGUAUUACAAAAAUCUCUCACCGAAGAGAAUGUAGAUUUACUGGGACUGAAUUCUGAUACUUCACCAGAACAGAAACAACCUAUCUCAGAAAUAAACUCAUCAAGUAAUGCAGCCUUGUUGAACAAUCUUUUUGUGAGUGGUGCAUCACAGGUUUCAGAAGAGCCCACUGGAGAUCUCCUUGGACAAGGAACAGAUUUCUUUUUCAGCGGUCAGUCUCAACAUCCAGCUGCUACGCAGAAGACUUCGGCAGCAGCUGUGUCUUCAGCUGAUCCUUUUGACCCAUUUACAAUGUCAUCCAGUUCUGAGAAUUCAGCGCUGUCAGGCCCAGACCUUUUUGGGGACUUCCUUAAUCCAAGCACAACAUCUACAACUAAUACGUUUCCUUCUACACAUAGUUCACUUCCACCUUCUUCCAGCUCAGAUUUCCUAAAUUUAGGCAAUUUGACACCAGAGCCACCUAAAAUAUCGUCCUCUACGAGCCAUCCGGAUCUCUUAGGUGGAUGGGAUUCUUGGGCAGAUUCUUCAACAGCCAGCAAUGUAGCAUCACCGCAAGUGAAGUCUCUUUUUGAAGGUCAAGUUUUUACCACAGGGAGCCAGUCCAGUGUGUCUUCAGGUUCGUCUUUCAGCCAGGCUAAAUCUCAGAACUUUGAUCCUUUUGCUGAUCUGGGCAAUCUUGGAUCUAGUCUUCCAGGUUCCUCUGCAGGUGGAUUCUCCACUAGUGGGUUUGCUCAGAAAACUGCUCCAUCGCAGAAGUCAGGAGGUCAAUGGCAGAAACCCACAAAACCACAAACUACUUCAUGGCAGUCCCAGACUAAACCUAGUACGCAAGCUAAACCUAACUACACAGUCAACUUUAGUGUUAUUGGAGGACGAGAAGAAAGAGGAGUCAGAACCCCAGGCUUUGGUCAAAAGCCAAAAGUUUCAGCCAAUGACUUUGAGGAUCUCUUAUCUAAUCAAGGCUUUUCAGCAAAAUCUGAUAAAAAGGGGCCAAAAACUAUUGCUGAGAUGAGGAAACAAGAAAUGUCUAAAGAUAUGGACCCCUUAAAACUGAAGAUCCUGGAAUGGAUUGAAGGAAAGGAGAGGAAUAUCAGAGCAUUAAUAUCUACUCUUCAUACAGUCCUUUGGGAAGGGGAAAAUAAAUGGAAACCAGUUAGCAUGGCAGAUCUAGUAACUCCCGAACAAGUGAAGAAGUACUACAGGAAAGCAGUGCUUGUAGUUCAUCCAGAUAAGGCAACAGGACAACCUUAUGAGCAGUAUGCCAAAAUGAUCUUCAUGGAACUGAGUGAUGCGUGGUCGGAAUUUGAAAACCAGGGGUCUAAGUCCCUCUUCUAAAGUUCAUCGCUUUUUGAACUACUUCCAAAAACUGGAGCUGAGCAUUGCUGCGAUCUGUUCGCCUAUGAUUUAUGAAGUGCUUUUCCAUGAUUUCAGCACGGUUUGCAGUACGCACUUAAAUGUGGUGACUUAUUUUGUAAGACGUAAAGUACAAAGCAUUACGUAGAUGCAUUAAGAAAACAGCUGCUCAGUACUUGAAGAAAUCAUGGUCUGGGGAUAAACGUUUUCUUUCAGAUUUUAUAUAUAGCAAAACAGAAUUUUUUCCGUGGUCUCUGGCACACUUGGAUCAAUUCUAAAUCAUUCCAAUUCUAUUGAUCUUUGCUUUACCUUUCCCUUUACACUUCCUUUUUUUUUUUUUUUUCAGUAGUUUUUGAGAUUCAGUUUUGUUUUGUGCCUGUCGCCUUAUUUGAAGUGCUUUAGUUAUCAACAGUGAAUUUCUUUGGCUUGUUUCAAACCUGAAGAUGUAUAUUUUCAUCUGUGUUUUAUGUAAUCAAUCUGAUAAUCAUUCUGUAAAUAUUUUCUGACAAUACCUGUGUUCUUUACAAUAAAUUAAUAGGUUAGCCAAAAAGAACUCAAUUGUGGGGAAAGUCAACCAGGGUUGUUCUUGUUGGUUUUUUUUUGUUUGUUUGUUUUUUUAGUUUUUUUAAUUAUUCUUUACAUUAUGAAGCUAGAAACAAAUCUUGGCUUUAACGUCUGCAUGCUCUUGCUGUUUUGUUAUUUAUUGUGAACCUUUGGGAGGCAUUACUCUUACCAGUGCUUUUGUUACUAGUUCUUUAAGUAUCAUUUUCUUCUGAUUUCAGUGGCACGUGGCUUCCAUUGGGCUUAAGAUACUCUGAUAGAAAUGUUUUUUUGAGACUUGAUGUGGAAGCACAGAACAUUUUGCUCUGCUUUGAUUUCUUACGAGAAAGCUACAUUACUUGUUGUCAUGUAGAAAGUAUUUUGUAUUUUGCUGCAUGUCUGGAUUUCUGUGUUUGGAGAUAUGCAUGACAUCAGUGUAUGUGCAAACAGGGAUGUAUUGGUAGUGUUGUAUUUCUGCUCAUCCCCUUCCAUGCACCAGCUAAUACAAGAUGAUCUAGUUCAGCUUGACAACAGAACUUGCCAUGGUUUUCUUCAUCUGCAUUUGGAUAGCAGCUGCUCACUUGGUUUGGGGUAGGUGAAUACAGUUGACCAGUGACUGUUAUGCUCUGUACCAUAACAGAAUGCAAUCCUCAAAUCAACUUUGAAAAUGUCAGUACUGAAAAGAUCAGUACUGUUGUAUUAAGGCUUGGUAGCAGUCUCUCAAAACAGUGAAGCUUGGCAUUCAGAUGGUAAAAGUCAUUUAAUCUUGACAUUUUAGCUGUUCUUCAUGCUUAACUGAGAGGGAAGCUGUAACAACCUAUGGUAAAAUCAGCUGAGCAGCAUCUGAACAGGAGAAAAGAAUAUUCUAAUGCCACCUGGAUAGUGUGUUGGAUGCAGUUUUCUACUGCCAAGCCAGUGACUUAGACUGUGAAUGCAGGGUACAAUUCAGUCUCUAAGCUCUGACACAUUUAACUACUUGCACAGUCUUUUGUCAACAGAGUUAUGUAUAUUUGCAUAUAUAUGUUCCACUACUGUAAUUUUUUUGGAGUUGGAAACCUGGAACCACAAUGGAUCAGGAAGGUUGUAUGUUAUUCACAGUAUCAGCUGUAGUUCAGUUGUGGCUUUGACACAGCCAAAAAGCAAGAAAUCUGAUGAGAAUUAGGAUUUUUUUUUUUCUCCCUGGUUGUCUGCGUCAUUAGAAAUCAAAGGCUUGUGGCAAGAUGAAUGUCAGAGACCUGCGUGGGUUUUUUUUUUUUACAGUUCUAAGGUAAACCAUAUAUAGUAAUAAGUUACAAAACAGGCAUGUAAUGUCUGCACUGCUGUGCUCAUCUGAGAGAAAAUCUUUCUAAAGAGCUGCUUCAUUGUAAAGGAAAAGAUGUGAAGUGUACUUUAAAAGUCCAGAUCACUUUCAACACAUACGAGAAUCUAAACUGAGGCAUUUUUGUGCUCUUCUUGAACUGUGCACAAUUAAAAACAACUAAAGUUUUGGAGGAAAGUAUCUUCCUCUGCUUUGUUUGCUUGGCAGUGUUUUUUUUUUGUAUGGUGACUACAUUUCUCUGUUUUUUUUUGUCAACUCCUGUUUGCAAAAGCUUUCUUGAACAUCAAGGAAGAACUUUAGGCUUUCAAUUGAGCAGGGAAAAAAGAGUGUGAGUGUUUUUAUAUGGAACUGAGGGUUUCUGCAAAUUGGUUUCCCCCUUUUAAAUAUUAUGGAAACUCAUGAGAUUUGGCUCUUGGAAUGAUCCACAGCCAUUUGUACAGAAACCCUUAAAUUACCACUUACUCAGCUCCCAUCUUCAGUGAAGGAGCUGUCUGGUUCUUCUGCCCUGUUCCUUUCUGCUGAAGUUCUGGUGUGAGGGAUCUGGGAGAGGCUCAGAGUUCAGUAAACUUUUGAAGUUUGGGUUUUACUGAAAUAUGGUUCUUUUGCGUCCUUGUAUUCAAUUCAGUUAAAUGGCACAGUUAAAAAGUAAAUAAAAAUGUUUAAAUUGCCAAGAUUUAAGUGAUGAAUGCAGUAAAGUGAAAUUGUGUUUUCAGUGUAAGAUAAAGGAGAAGGAAGACCAGAAAAGGAGCCUCAUAGUUAGAGCCUAAACUAAGUGUUCUGAGUUAAGUGAAUGUGGGAAGAAGGAACUUCAAAAUUGUAUGUAGGCUUACCUUGCUUCUGAUACUAGUUUUAAAUGAGAAGGUAAUUUGGAAGAAGGAUGUCUAAGAAUUCUUUUUUAAAAUUAUCUUGAAACAGUAAUUAAAAAUGGUUAAAGACAAAACAAAAUAAAAAAAGCCAAAAAAAAAACAACAAAACCCACAACUCAGACAGGCAGUGAGGGCUUUUCCCUUCCUCAAGCUCGUUAUUAGUUGAGAGCUGCGUGGUGUGAGUCUCAAAAGCGAGGCCUUUUGCCUGCUGCUGCUGAUUGCAAGGUUUGAGGUAAAUCCUGGUAUUGUGGGAAUGCUGAAUGGUAUUGUGAAGCAUCUCCUGAAUUCUUCCAGCAGGUCCUGAUGCCUCUGGCCCACGUUUGUUGUUACUUCGUAAUGACAGACUGUUGCUACAGUUCAUUCUUUGCAGUCUUCCCAGAUCCAGUUCCUAAAAUUGAGUAGCUUCACGUGGUAGUAUUGAGAGCAAAGGAAAAGCGUGCCGCAGAAAUUAAGGGAGGAGUAGAGAAAGACACCUGGACUAUAACUGUACUGUGUCACAAAUGUGUUCUAGUUCUCCCUUUACUGACCUGUCCCUGUGUUUUUAGGGUAGUAGGUCUGUUGCCUGCAAUUCCAGCUCUUUCAGAAGUGUUCCUGACUGGUUAUGGAUAGGUGGCAUUAACCAGGUGCUUGGGGUUUUUGCAGAAGGUUCUAUGAAGUAGGGCCUAUGAAAUGGCAGGGUAGUUUUCCACUAGUUAUUUCUGAAUUAGGGUAGUUUUCCACUAGUUAUUUCUGAAUUAAGUUGCUUGUGUUAUAUUGUUGUUAGGUCUGGAGAAUCUGGCAACUUCUCUUUUAGAAUAGAAAUCUGCAAAGAAGGGAGUUGGAGUGGAGAGUGCAUGUGGCAGGGACCUGCCAAAUGGGGAAGGGUAAUGUUUUGUGCGUGUUGGGGAAAUCACUUGGUGUCUUUAACAUUGUGCAUGCCUGUCUUGUGCUUCCUAGUGCUGUCAGAUUUCUCUGAACUUAACAGCAGGGAAGGGAAAAGAAAGCAAGAGGUUAAGCAUUAACAUUGCUAUUAAAAUCACAGAGUUGAGCUCAGUGUUGAGUGCGGAUAUGGAUUUCCAGGCAUCAAGGUUGGGAGGAGAAGUUCCUCUUCAUUGUUAUCACUUAAAGCCCAGUUUGCUCAUUAGUCAUAGCACUGUUGUAGCCUCUCCAUUCCGUAUGUGUUAACAUUUCCUUGGAGCAGUGGCAAGGUCUUUGGCGCUACACCUGUGAAGGUAAUUAAGUGUGCAUGGAAAAAUGCCUUGUUUUACCUCCAUUUUCAUGCUGAUUGUAGAAAGUCCUUCUAAAGUUGUUUGCCAAGCACAAAGUAGCAGCUCCUUCCUGAAUGCACACCAUCUCUAAGCUGUAUGCAAGGGGUUAAUGUUUUGCAUGAACCAAAGCAGAGGUUGAGCGUAACUGCAAUCUCAGCUGCCCUUUGGGAUCACUGGGCUGCUCAGAGCACGCAGCUCCCACAGCCAGGCUGCAGUUUCUCAGCAGUGUCAAUACACCUUGGUGGUUAUUGGCCAUCAUUUUCUUUGCUGCUCACAAGAAAAUUUCAGGGGAUACAUAACUGUGGAACUUUGUUGCUCCUUAGCUCUUUGUCUUAACAGUUGC
Molecule: messenger RNA, 8380 nt
Organism: Coturnix japonica (Japanese quail)
Lineage: Eukaryota; Metazoa; Chordata; Aves; Galliformes; Phasianidae
Gene: GAK
Product: cyclin G associated kinase
Biological process (GO): protein phosphorylation; clathrin coat disassembly; clathrin-dependent endocytosis
Cellular component (GO): intracellular membrane-bounded organelle; vesicle; cytoplasm
Molecular function (GO): ATP binding; protein kinase activity; clathrin binding
Source: RefSeq, a predicted model, not a curated record